This is a messenger RNA of Linum trigynum, 3580 nucleotides long. Lineage: Eukaryota; Viridiplantae; Streptophyta; Magnoliopsida; Malpighiales; Linaceae. The record is from the annotation of a GenBank genome assembly.
CCUUAAAUUUAAUUGAGAUGGUUAUUACACAAAUCCGCUCCAUUACGUAGAGCUUCAGUCAUAUAUGACUCAUAAUUCAUAAACGUUUUUUUAUAUAGUAAUAGUAGGACUUGCAGUCCAUUACCGAGAGUUUCGGUUAAUAUAUGACUCAUAAAUUCAAAAUGAUUCAUUUUGACUCGAUGAACUAAAGAAACUUAAAUCAAACGAGUCAUAUGAAUUUCAGAAUAACACAAAAUGGAGAGGAUUUUAGAGUGGACGAGCAAAUAAUUAAUAAUGCUAUUAAUUUUUUAUGAUAAUUUUAUAUAAUUUUUAUGAGAGCUUAUUAAUUGAAUAAUAUUUACAAGACGAUUUUCGUUUCAGAAAACGAUAUUGGUUACUUUGUGACAAUGUUUAAAUUUUUUGUAUAUUGCUAAGGUGGCUAUUUUUGUGACAAUCUUUAAAUGCGUAAACAAAAUGCUUAAGGCAUUAAAUUCAAAUGUACAACCUAAAACGGCGGGUGUUGUAAUAAAAAAAUAAAAAUAAAAAAGAAAACGGUGGGUGUUUCAAACUAAGUCGAAAGCAGAGAAAGCAUGGGCAGCGCUGGACUCGAUUGAAUAUUAGAGUAGGUAGGCUGAACUUUUUGGGACAUACACCAAUUUGUUGUCGGUUUAUAAAUAGUCAAUUGUUAUAAAUAAUUAUUCCGGAGAUGGAUAAACAUGGAACACGAAGUAGAAAGAGAGUAACACGGCUUUUAUUUCAUACUCUCGUAUCUCUAUUACAGAGGAUACACGGAGAAGUGAGGGAGAUACACAGAGAAGUGAGGGAGAAGAGAACCUUGUUGGUGUGUAUUCAUUUGUCUUCUAUGCUUACUUUUUAUUGGCAAUGGAUGAUCCCAACUCCUUCUUCAUAAUAAACAAAAUAGGUGGUCGGUUAGGAAUGUGCUUGUCUGUUGAAUGGGUGGACAAAGGACAUCCACAUAUAUAUUACAGGAACAGAAUAUAGUGGAAACAAUUGUAAAUUUUUUUUGAUCAAACGUGAAACAAACAAAUAAUGAAGAGCAAAACAUUAUAUUUACGUGAUUUCCCAAAAAAUUGAGACUAGUCCACGGGAGAGUUAGGAAUCUCGAACAUGCGUUAUUAUUUGAUACCUCACAUCAGCACACGUUACAAAUAUAUAUACAACCACACUGGCGAAGCGUAGGGCAAGAAACCCUAAGCUUGCAUGAGACGUGCACGGGCCUACGUCAUUAACCAGCCACCAAAUAAAAACUAAUCAUGGACUAGAACUAAUCGCUAAGCACCUAUACGAAGCUAGCUAAGCUGAAGCUGAAAUCCAAUAUCGUCAAUAUCCUCCCCAAAAUUGAUGCAGGGGCUAAAGCAUCAAUUUGGGCGAGAUGUACUAAUGGCGACUACUGACUAGAACUAUGUGCCUUCAUGAAGAUGUAUGCAACGUGUUCUUCAAUGGGAAAAUAGUGUAAGCGAAUAGAACCAUUACGCACAAAGUCAUGAACGUAGUGGAUGUGAAUCUCGAUGUGCUUGGUGCGAUCAUGGAGAAUCGAAUUAGCUUCAAUCUGAAUGAAACUCGUGUUAUCAAUAUAACGCUUCAUGUGAACAGUGAUAUGAACCUCAAAAUCCAGAGGAAGUCAUUGAAGCCAAUCAAUUCCAAUCUAACAUCAGACAUGGAUCGAUAUUUGGCUUCCAUGGAUAAUUUGGACACUUUAUCCUGCUUCUUGCACCUCUAGGACACAAAUGACCCACUAGAGCGGAAACACCAGCCAGUGGUAGAAAGUCGUGUGUCAAUACAACAUGCAUAGUUAGAAUCAGAGAAAGCUUGAAGAGAUAGCUCACCAAUCGAAGAGAAGUAAAGACCGCGAUCAUGGUUAUGUUGGAUGUAUCGACGGAUAUGGUGGUUUGCCGCAAGAUGAGUAUCAUGAGGAGAGGACAUAAACUGGCUAACUAUGUGAACCGCGUACGAAAGAUCAGGCCGAGAUUAACCAUGGAGCGAUACUGAGAUCAUUAGCUAGCGAGUACUCGUAUCCUUUGACCACUUCAGGUUGAGUUCCAUAGGUGUGGCAAUGAGAGAGCAAUCCUCAAAUUUGGUGGAAUGAAGGUGAAUCGUUGCUAACUACACAAUUAAAUCCCGACUAAAGCCCAAGUGCAAACUCUAGAAGGGUGUAGUAUACGGCAAGUGUUUUAAUUGUCAACCCGAGGCGGUUCAUGUACUCCUACUUCAAUCGCUUAAAUUGUUAUCUAGCUAACGGUUUGGAGUUAAAAGCUAAAUAACUACAGUUGUAAACAAGCAAAGAAAGUAAAUUAAGGUGGUGGGCAUGGUUUUCUCACUAUCCAACCCGAACCCGCCCGAUUAUACACAUGCAUAUAUAUUUUGUCUAGAAAUAAUCAAUAUUUUUCUCUAACAUAUUUUAUAUUUAGCAUAUAAAUAUAAUUUUCUUAUGAAAUUGUGUUGUUUUAAUUAAUUUUCUUCAUUCUAGUGAAUUUUUGUCGUACUUUUCGUCUUACGUAAUGUGAGAAUACGUGUAAAUAUUAACAUAUUGAUUGGAGUUAUAAAGAAAAACUAUUACCCAUGGAUAACCGUGGAUACCCGAAAUCCGAACGGAUAUGGGCAUGGUUUGGAUUUUCUGCCCGUUUCUUAUGUGAGUAUGGUAUGGGUAAAACCCGAACUACUUUAGGUAGAGUAACAGAUAUGCAUUAUCCGUCCUUGACCCGACCUUUUGCCAUCCCUAUGCAUGCUGCAGUUAGCUGCUGGUGGACAUUUGGUCAACCCAUGAAAGUUAUUGACAUUUCGAUCAACAUAGCCCCAACUGGAUUGGAUUUAUGUAUCGUCAAACUCAAGAGGCUAAAUUCUAAACCAAAGAGGCGGCUCAUGAAACUUAUGUUUCUACUAAUAACAUAUAAUAUUAUAUUUUGUGAUAGAAUACCAACAUAGAUUUAAAUCUCAGUUCCACGAAAAUAUGUCAAAUCUAUUAACAAAAAAAAAAUCAAUUAUUGCACACAAAAAAAGGAAAUUAAUUAUUUUUUCCUGAUUUUUGAAGCAUCGUGUAAAGAAAGGCGGCUCCCGUUUUAUGAACGACACUAAAGUAGAAUUAAGAUAUUUUGAAUAAAUUCUACCACAAAAAAAAGAUAUUUUGAAUAAUACAUUAUUAUUAGUAUUAAAUUCCUCCAACUUGAUGACAAGAAGUGAAUGGAAACAAACCACCGAAAAACUUUUGGAGUGUGAUGGUGGGUAUGUGACGUUGCAAUACAGAAAACCUGCGUCAUGAUGAUGGAGAGGAGCGUGACCAAGAUAUUGUACAAAUUGAAUAAAUUAUAAUCGAUACAGUGUUGUAAAAAAUAGGAUAAAUACAAUUUAAUAUCCAAAUCUUUCAUUUUAAACAAUAUAAUAGCAAAUCUUUUCGAAAACAAUAUAAUAUCCAAAUCGUCAACUUUCCAUCCGUUUGACUGUUUGUUGACACUUCAUCAAGUUCGACGUACGACACUUCAUCAAUAUCCAUCGAUAUCUUCUCUGAAAAACCACCAACAUAUCGUGGUUCCAAACCUGAGAAGUCCAUAACUCCACCAUGAUGGUAUAAAAUAUCUAAAUAUUC